This is a messenger RNA of Sordaria macrospora k-hell, 3072 nucleotides long. RefSeq lists its product as uncharacterized. Gene Ontology annotation, biological process: IMP salvage; AMP metabolic process. NCBI's taxonomy places the organism in Eukaryota, Fungi, Ascomycota, Sordariomycetes, Sordariales, Sordariaceae. The record is from RefSeq and is a predicted model, not a curated record. Gene Ontology annotation, cellular component: cytosol. Gene Ontology annotation, molecular function: AMP deaminase activity.
AUGUGUGGUGGACCCUCUCCUUACGCGCGCGACGCCCAGUCGUCAAGUCCGACGUCUCCUAGCUUCGCGGCUGGCCACCUGCCGGCUCGCGAUUCCGACGAUGAAGAGUACAGAGAUCAUGAAAUGAGUGACACAGAGUUCGACAACCCCAUCGAGCAUGACCACCUUGGCAGUAGGCCUGGUAGCGCUGAUGGCCACCGCGACACCGAGAACCAGUCGGAAGGCGCAGAGAUCGAAGAGGGCAUGCUUCUCAGAGAUAUGCCAAAAAAGACAACAUUCUACGACCCCGUAACUGAGCGCCAGAUGACUCAGACAGACGCCAAGUUGUUCUUUCAACGAAGCCAGGUCGAGAGGAACCAGAUUCCUACAAACGCCCACGCUACUCCCAUUGGCAGCCCAUUCAUUGCGCCAGGCCACGGCCACGGUGCUGGAACAAGGCACAUUCCUGUGGACCCCUCCCAGAGCGCCAUCCUAUCUCCCGAAUCCACAAUGGGCACCGGGUUCAACGCCGGCCCUGUCAAUGAUCCUCUGAUCGAGGCCUCAAUGCGCCAAAGAAUGCCACGCCUUUCAGGCAGCUAUAGUCAUACUCGGACCGGCAAUGGCUCCUCGCCUUUGCCAGGGAGGAUUAACCCGGCUGCUCAGCAGGAGACGUUGCUCAACACCGGCAUGGUCUCCGGCAUUGGAAGCAGCACUUAUAUGGACGCAGACCCUCAGAUCACCGCUGAACUUACUGGUAUCUUCCAGGAUGUCCAGAAGAUUAUUGAUAUCAGGCGGAAGUACAUCAAUCUUUCCCUCCAAGGGCCGAAUGACAACCCUAAGGACGACCCCAGCUGGGUCAUCUAUCCUCCUCCCCCGGUUCCGGCCUGGAGCGAAGACCGGGACAAGGCUGGGCGCGGCACUCAUGCCCAUAACAGCGCUGGAAACAGCCUAGCAAACAGCAUGAUUCUAAACAACGACAAGCACGAAGGUUCCUCUGGCACGGCAUACAAGUGGACUGGCAAGAAGCGCAAGCCUGGACAGGAUAUUGGAGAGGAUUUUGAGCUUGAGGACUUGCUUCCUGCGCCUGGUCCGGAUGACAUGACAUAUAAGCUGGAUGAAAAUGGUGUUUACCAGGUCUAUCACAACGAUCAGGACAAAGAGGCUGAUAAGCCAGCUAUCGAGAUCCCGACCUUGAGAGAGUAUUACGUGGAUCUGGAAGCCAUCCUGUCAGUCUCCUCGGACGGACCUAGCAAGAGUUUUGCUUUCAGACGUCUUCAGUACCUCGAAAAGCGGUUCGACCUCUACGUACUUCUGGAGGGAUACGAUGAAACGGCAGACAGCAAGAAGGUGCCCCAUCGUGAUUUUUACAAUGUCAGAAAGGUUGACACUCACGUUCACCACUCGGCCUGCAUGAACCAGAAGCAUCUCUUGCGUUUCAUCAAGAGUAAGAUGAAGAAGUACCCGGACGAGAUCGUGCUUUACAGAGAUGGCAAGCACCUGACGCUGGCCGAGGUGUUUGAGAGUAUCAACCUCACAGCCUACGAUCUCAGUAUCGACACGCUCGAUAUGCAUGCUCACACGGAUUCGUUCCACCGCUUCGACAAGUUCAACUUGAAGUACAACCCGAUUGGCGAGUCGCGUUUGCGUACCAUCUUCCUCAAGACCGACAACUUUAUCAACGGACGCUACCUGGCUGAAAUUACCAAGGAAGUAAUUUCGGAUCUGGAGUCUAGCAAGUACCAGAUGGUUGAGUGGCGUGUGUCCAUCUACGGCAAGUCUCUCGAUGAGUGGGACAAGCUUGCCAACUGGGUUGUCGACAACAAGCUGUUCUCUCACAACGUCCGCUGGCUCAUCCAGAUUCCUCGCCUCUACGAUGUUUACAAAGCUAGUGGCGGUGUAAACACGUUUGAGGAGGUGGUCCGGAACAUUUUCCAGCCCCUGUUCGAGGUCACCAAGGACCCGUCUUCGCACCCCAAGCUGCACAUCUUCUUGCAAAGAGUCAUUGGUCUGGACAGUGUCGACGAUGAAAGCAAGGUUGAGCGACGACUGUUCAAGAAGUUCCCCGUCCCCAAGAUUUGGGACGGCAAGCAGAACCCUCCUUACAGCUACUGGAUCUACUAUCUGUAUGCGAACAUGGCCUCGCUUAACCACUGGCGCAAGAAGCGUGGCUUUAACACCUUUGUCCUCCGUCCUCACUGCGGUGAGGCAGGUGACAGUGAGCAUCUGGCCGUCGCUGCUCUGUGCUGCCACAGCAUCAGCCACGGUCUUCUCUUGCGCAAGGUUCCUGUUUUGCAGUAUGUCUUCUAUCUUGAGCAGAUCGGUAUCGCCAUGUCGCCAUUGAGCAACAACGCGUUGUUCUUGGCGUACGAGAGGAACCCGAUGCACCAGUACUUCAAGCGUGGCCUCAACGUGUCACUCUCUACAGAUGAUCCUCUCCAGUUCGCGUUCACCAAGGAGCCGCUUAUCGAAGAGUAUGCGGUGGCGGCGCAGAUCUACAAGCUCAGCCCGGUGGAUAUGUGCGAGCUUGCAAAGAACUCGGUCAAGCAGAGUGGUUACGAGUAUUCCGUCAAGGAGCAGUGGCUCGGCAAGGACUUCCACUUGUCAGGAGCCCAGGGCAAUACCAUGGUCAAGACCAACGUGCCUGACCGUAGAGAGGAGUUCCGCUAUAGGACUCUUCUUGAGGAAAGGGGAAUGGUCGAAAGGUACAACGCCCUCGCAGCCGAAGCGGCAGCAACCUCCGCUCAAGCAGCCCCCAAGUCUCCCGCUCCGCCUGCAAAGGCUAGCAUUGGAGAAGCGAAGACCUCCCACAACAUCGGCACCUCGGCGCCCUCUCCCCACGCGGGCACCGACUCCCUUUCUCAAUCCCAGAUCCUUCCCAGCCCAAUGCAGCAGUCACCCCAGCUGGGCCUCCCCAGUGCCGCUCUCGAAGGUCAAGGAACCGCCAGCGCCACUGGCCUCACAGACUCGCUGAGGGAGCUUCAUCUUCCCGGGCACGAACCUAGGUAUUUCCCCGGCGUGAUGUCGCGCAGCCAGGGCCGCAAGACCAGCACCCGACAGAGUUCGAUGCAUGAGAGCGAUGUAACCAAGCCGUAG